UCCGCCCUGCGUUGAGAUUUGAACUGUAGCUUGUGUUCUUAAGCUUUUUAACAAUGGCGCUUGGGAGAGUUGGAAGAAGCUUCAUGGCUCCUAUUUUAGCAGUCAACCUGGUGGUUCAUCUGAUCGUGGUUGGAUUGGCUGGUUGGUCACUUGAUAAGUACAUCGACGGCGAACAAAAUCACCCACAUUUGGGAGGGAAUACAUCGACUAACUUUAUGUUAAUCUUUGCUCUAAUUGCCGGAGCGUUUGGUGCUUGCUCUGUAAUUAUAGGGAUGAUGCAUCUGCAAGCAUGGCAGCACGAAAGUCAUGCUGCUGCAGCUUCUAUAGCCAUUAUUUCCUGGGCUAUGAUAGCCCUGGCUUUCGGUUUUGUAUGUAAGGAGGUCAUAUUAGGGGGACACAGAGGAAGACGAUUGCAAACAUUGGAACUUUUAAUUGCAAUAUCCCUACUAAGUCAAUUGCUGUACUUGGUGCUACUGAAUGCUGGGCUGUUCAAGAGGAGAUAUGGACCAACUGUUGUCUGAGUUCUGUGCCUCUCACUACCAAGUGUUUAGUUAUCUCUUAGCUGAUAGCCACGCUUUGUUUUGUGU
This is a messenger RNA of Rosa rugosa (rugosa rose), 587 nucleotides long. Its product is annotated as membrane protein PM19L-like. The record is from RefSeq and is a predicted model, not a curated record. Bases 54 to 521 code for a protein of 155 amino acids. Lineage: Eukaryota; Viridiplantae; Streptophyta; Magnoliopsida; Rosales; Rosaceae. The transcript has 4 exons.